UAUAAUACUACAACGACGACAGACUACUUUCUUCGUUAUCUAAAAUUAGACUAAACCAAAAAGUUUGUUAAGACUAAGACAGUAUUAUUAAUUAAUUAAGUUCAAUUAGGCCAGUCCCAGGCCAAAACUUUUUAUUAACUAAUUGAUUGAAAACAUUUGGUUCACCGUCCUUUAAUCCAAAGUUUUCUUUUUCAAUUUGAAAAUUUUAAAGAAGUUAUAGUAACUAAUUUUUUUCAUACAUUUAUAUUUAUUUUUAAAUUAAAUUUCAUCAUUUUUGUAAAAUUAUCUCAUUGAAUUUUUAUUUCUCGAAGAUUAUUGUUUUAAUCAGUACUUAGUCAACCCACAUUGCGUUUUCCGGUUUCUGACUUGCAUUACUCAACACAAUAACGUAUUUUACUUGUUACAGCCUUUUAGAAUUAGCCCUAUAGAAUUUCUUUUAAAAAUAAAGAUAUAACUGAAAUGUCAGACCCCGUAAAACCAGAUCUUGGUCUUCUUGAAGAAGACGACGAAUUUGAAGAGUUUCCAGCAGAAGGUUAGUGAGAUAAAGUCAGUAUAAAAAUUAUUUGAAACGAGUCAACAACAAAAAACGUCUUUUUUCUUUAUUUACACCUGAACGCGACACAAAAAGAGCGAUUAUUUUUUUAACGAGCUGAGAAUUAAAAAAGACUGCCAUCCAUAUUAAUAUCGGAAACUUCCUGAGGGGGGGUGGGAUAUUUACUUUGAGUUAGACUUAGUUAGGCUUUAACUUAAUUUUAAUUAGUUAUCCUGAAAUUCUGACAGAUUAUGGGUUAAUUUAGACAAUCCACGCCAUGAAUGACAUAUGUCUGUGUAACUGUGUGUAGGCGUUGGAUUCUCUCCACUUUUGUUUAUUCUUGUGUUGUUACUAGAGUUUUAAACUGUAGCCGCACACGUUUUAAUUUAGUAGCAUGUACCAGCUGAAAUUACGCCAGGAAAGGGGGCAGCCGCAGUUGGUUGACACUUCUUGUCACAUGACCUAGAGAAAUACAAUAAAGUAGCUUAACUUGCCAUGAAAUUUAUGUACCAGCUUAAAUUAUUUCAUUAAAUUUUAAUGUUUUGUUUCUAUUUUUGUUUCUGUAAAUAGCUAAACUAGCACAUUCUCUCAUUUUCUGACCCCCACUUUUAGCAGGCAUGUGUUUUUUUAACACAAUCGCCACCUUGGUUGACAUGAUCAUAGGUCAUGGCAACCAAAAUAGCGACAAUGAAAAGUCAUGGUGCGGAUUGUCAAAAUUUACCAACAAUAUGUAGCCUAUAAUUUAUAUUUUUAUAUUACUAUAAAAUAGAUUGUAGCUAUAAUAAGCUAACUGUCAUCUAAAUGUAAAAAUCGGCCAAGGUGUUGUAAGACAUGGAGAGACUUCUAGGUCAGUUGAAAAAAUAUAUUUUUUAUUAUAGAACAACACUGUAAAUGUAAAAAUACCAUAUUCUAAGGUUGGAGCAGAUUAAUUGAAAGUGAUUUUAUUGCAAUGGGGAAAAAUUAUUUCGGCUAGCAAACGUUUUGGAUUAAGAACAGAGUCACUGAACAGAUUAAGUUUGUUAACCUAGUUUCCACUGUAUUGGCUUAACCAAAUAUUGUUUUCGCUACAUGAAACAAGACAGCUGAAGUAAAAACAGUAGGAAACAUGUGAGAUAAUUUUUAACUCUGUUUAUGUUGAAUUUGUUUACUUGCCUUGUCUUAAAGAUAACAUGAAAGAGUUAGUUGUAGUUAAGAUGACAAUUCUCAUUUGUUUGUGCCUAAGCAUAGGGGAGGUCUAGCAACUUGAGUUAUAAACAUAGACUAUAAUAAACACAUUUUUCUAUAUUUUAUCAAGAAUCAUGCUAGUCCAGUUUUAACAGUCAAUAAACAAAAUGAUUAUAGUGGGGGAGGAGGGGGGACUGCAGUAUGAAAUAUGUGAAACAAGGUCUGGGGAAAACCCUGAAUUAUUGGAAAAUUAGUGUGUUAUUAGGUGGUCAGUCAUGUCAUUGUGUAAAAAAAGAAAACAAGCAAAGAAAUUGAAUAGGAAAUGUAUAAUGGCUAGCUUAGAAUCUAGGACAGAUCCAAUGUUGUAAAAAAUGUAAUAUUUAAGUCAAUGAAGAUGUAGUGAUCACAUUCAUUUUAUCAUCAUCGUUUUUAUAUCUCUUCAUUAAAUUUUUUUUUUAUCAUUCGUGUACAAAUCUCAGAAGUAUUUUUUUUCUAUUUAUACCAGUAUAUUUGAUGUCAGUCAUGUCAUUGUGUAAAGAAAGAAAACAGGCAAAGAAAUUGAAUAGGAAAUGUAUAAUGGCUUGCUUAGAGUCUAGGGCAAACCCAAUGUUGUAAAAAAUGUAAUUAAAAUCACAGAAAAUAAGACAUUUUUUAAUUAAAACUUUGUAAUAUUUCCGUAGGCCGAUAAGCUGAUUAAUCAGUUAGAAAAUACUGAUUAAUUUGAAAAAUUGCCAAUUACAAAUUAUCUGCCGGUUAAUCUGUGCAACCCUAGUUCUGGAUGAAGCCACUAUCAAACAAUUGAAUUGUUGAUAAAUAGUUUACUGAAUUUUGGUAAAUAGUUUACUGCAUCAAAAAUUCAGGGAUGUUUUUUACAUUUUACUUUAAAUAAAUUAUAAAACUAAUCCAAUUUAAGUUUUUCGUAAUUGAAUUAUUUGAUUUCUAAAAUAUCAUUAAACAAUGUCCCAAAACACCACUGAAGUGACCCAAGGAGGGAUUAAUUGAAGACCUUAGUGCUAAAAGUACUUAAGUCACAAAAUAACCAUUUUGAGAUAAUCAAGUUCAAAUAUUCAAAACGACCUUUAAAUCAGGCAAGACAUUCCAUUAUAUUUCUGAUUACUGCUACAUAUUUGUAGUGUUGUCAUGAAUACACUUGCACAUUUUUAAGCUUUAAACCCUCAUUUUUUUAAAGAUAUAGAUAAUUUAGUUUUUUGACAUAAGUACUUUUUGUCCUAUUCCGUGACUUAGGUACUUCUUGCACUGAAACCAAACACUGGAUUAAGCACUUUUUCAACAAAAAAAAUUAUUUCUAUUUUGAAAACUUAUAAUUUAAAAUUUAUUGCGAAUGUCACAAAAUUUGAUUAUUUAAUAAUUUCUUCCAGAUUGGACAGGGGAGGAUGAAGCACCUGAAGACAUUAAUGUCUGGGAGGAUAACUGGGAUGAUGACAACAUAGAUGAUGACUUUUCAAAACAACUCAGGCUAGUAUCCUAAAGAAAAGUUCAUGAAUUAUCUCCCUCUAUCUGUUCACACAUUCUGAUUUGUUUACAUUACAAUCUUUCCUAAUGGAUAAAUCACAACUUUUAAAUGAAAAUAGCUUGUUUUAUAGUCCUAUUUUCUUCAAAUGUUCAGUUUUUUUUACACCUGUCAAUAAUAAUAUUUUUUAAAAAUAGAGGCAGAUGAUGAAUGUGGUAGCACUUUUAUACGUAACUGUAUUUAUAGAUAAGUCAUCUGUUAAUAAUGCUAGCUGUAUUAAAAAAUUCCUGUAUUUGUAUUAACAACGUGACAUUAAUAUCGUCUGACUUGGCAAAGUUACUUUGGUUACUGUCUUAUACACCUCACUUUAAGUCACGGGGGGGGGGGGUGUCAUGUGCAUGUGGAGUGAUAGAAUUUUUUUUCACACUCUUUGCUAUGUGGAUAUAAAGUGUUUAAGUUAAAGGAAUAAGUAUUAAACUUGACAAGUUGGAAUUUUCUUAGCAUUAGAGGUCUUAAAAUAUCCCAAGAUAAAUUAAAAAAUUCUUGUAUUUGUAUUAACAACGUGAAAUUAAUAUCGUCUGACUUGGCAAAGUUACUUUGGUUACUGUCUUAUACACCUCGCUUUAAGUCCGGGGGGGGGGGGGUGUCAUGUGCAUGUGGAGUGAUAGAAUUUUUUUUCACACUCUUUGCUAUGUGGAUAUAAAGUGUUUAAGUUAAAGGAAUAAGUAUUAAACUUGACAAGUUGGAAUAUUCUUAGCAUUAGAGGUCUUAAAAUAUCCCAAGAUAAAUUCCACAUAUUUGACAAACACAUUCCAUUUUAUUGUGUUAAUUCUACUUAUAGUAAUAUUUCUUAUAAUGUUUACUCAACAGGGCAGAGUUGGAAAAACAAGGAAAGAACAUUGAUGGAACUGAGCCAAUGAAGACAUAGUGAUCACAUUCAUUUUUAUCAUCAUCAUUGUUUUUAUAUCUCUUCAUUAAAUUUUUUUUUUAUCAUUUGUGUACAAAUCUCAGAAUUAUUUUUUUUUCUAUUUACAUCAGUAUAUUUGAUGUCAGUGAGAGAGGCAAUGCUAUAAGUUAUAUCAUAUUUUUUAAAAACUAUGUCAAUCUUACCUGGUAUUAGUUAAUACUAUUAGACCAUUUUUUUCUAGUGUUUGUGUUACUGUUGCAAAAUGUGAUUUUAAGACUAAUCUUUCCCCUUUAAUUGAAAAAAGACAUGUGCUUAAGAUUUUGAACUGUGAUUAUAAGCACUGGAUCAACUGCACUAAAAUUUAUUUUCAUCUUAUUUUAAUGAAGCAGCCAUCUUAAUUUGUCAAAGGAUGCUCUUAAAAAUUAUUGUUUUUGAGCUAAGUAAAUUCCAAUAAAUUUCACUGAUGUA
This is a messenger RNA of Lymnaea stagnalis (great pond snail), 4542 nucleotides long. The record is from the annotation of a GenBank genome assembly. NCBI's taxonomy places the organism in Eukaryota, Metazoa, Mollusca, Gastropoda, Lymnaeidae.